This is a messenger RNA of Ostertagia ostertagi, 357 nucleotides long. Lineage: Eukaryota; Metazoa; Nematoda; Chromadorea; Rhabditida; Trichostrongylidae. The record is from the annotation of a GenBank genome assembly.
AUGGCGAAAAGGCCUGCUCCAGCCGAAAAUCAAGCAAACAAAGGAAGGAAAAGAACAACGGGAGAGAGUGAAAAUCUUUCGGAUGUGACUGAUGCUGGUUCCAACAAGUCUUCUCGUAUGGAGAGUGACCUGAGUCCUAUGCAAUCUUCCACUCGAGAGAAGGACCAUUUUCCCUGGGAUCGACUACCACAGGAGUUGCGAGUAAAGAUUCUGUACAAUCUUCGGCCAAGAGAUCUUGACAGCUGUCGUUUACUAAACCGAGAGACGUUCGAGCUUAUUCGUCGUAACGAGCGAUUGUUGGACAGAGAUGUCAUUGCGCGCUUGGUAAUAGUAAAGUUUGGACACAACUACAAGUAA